AAAAGUUACAAUUCAUUCACCCGUUUCUCUCCCUGCAACUUAAAGCGAACGGCAUGUGAAAAGGACACUAAAAAUAUUUGACUAUGGCAGUAAAUUUAGAAGACCCUACACACAGUAGAAAUUUGAGAGAUUUUUUGUUGUUGUACAAUGUGUUAACAGAACAGUGUUUUAACAGUUGUGUCAAACGAUUUCACAGUAAAAACUUAUCCAGAGGAGAGAAUGAUUGUGCUAACCUGUGUACAGACAGAUAUGUGUCAUUCAAUCAGAAGUUAAUGAUGACAUUUGUAGAAAAUCAGAAUAAAAAGAACAAGGAUUUAGAGGAGGCCAUGAAAUCAUCAAUGGCACCCACUUUAAUGCCACAAUCCAGUGGACCACCUUCCAGUGAACCAACAUGACUUUCAUUGAAGUGUAAUUAAAAAACAUUUGAAUAAAUAAAAAAAAAAAGUUGAAUAAAUUUUAUGUCUAAAAA
Messenger RNA from Mytilus trossulus (common blue mussel), 469 nucleotides. Its product is annotated as mitochondrial import inner membrane translocase subunit Tim9-like. Gene Ontology annotation, cellular component: mitochondrial intermembrane space chaperone complex. The record is from RefSeq and is a predicted model, not a curated record. The transcript is spliced from 3 exons. NCBI's taxonomy places the organism in Eukaryota, Metazoa, Mollusca, Bivalvia, Mytilida, Mytilidae. The coding region runs from base 84 to 395 and encodes 103 amino acids.